This is a messenger RNA of Suncus etruscus (white-toothed pygmy shrew), 5697 nucleotides long. RefSeq names its product myosin IIIA (gene MYO3A). Bases 1 to 5697 code for a protein of 1898 amino acids. The record is from RefSeq and is a predicted model, not a curated record. Gene Ontology annotation, cellular component: myosin complex. Gene Ontology annotation, biological process: protein phosphorylation. Lineage: Eukaryota; Metazoa; Chordata; Mammalia; Eulipotyphla; Soricidae. The transcript is spliced from 37 exons. Gene Ontology annotation, molecular function: protein binding; protein kinase activity; cytoskeletal motor activity.
AUGCUUCCAUUAACUGGGAGAACAAUCAUCUUUGAUAACUUCCCAGAUCCUUCUGAUACAUGGGAGAUUACAGAAACGAUUGGCAAAGGAACUUACGGGAAAGUCUUUAAAGCAUUAAAUAAGAAAAAUGGCCAAAAAGCAGCAGUCAAAAUUCUGGAUCCAGUUCACGAUAUUGAUGACGAGAUUGAAGCAGAGUAUAACAUCUUAAAAUCACUUUCUGACCACCCCAAUGUAGUCAAAUUCUAUGGGAUGUACUUUAAGAAAGAUAAAGUAAAUGGAGACAAGCUGUGGUUGGUCCUAGAGCUGUGCAGCGGAGGAUCGGUAACUGAUCUUGUUAAAGGAUUUCUGAAGAAAGGCAAAAAAAUGAGUGAGCCCAUAAUUGCCUAUAUUUUACAUGAAGCAUUAAUGGGACUUCAACACUUACAUAGCAACAAAACUAUUCACCGUGAUGUAAAAGGAAACAACAUCCUGUUGACCCUGGAAGGUGGAGUUAAACUUGUAGAUUUUGGUGUCUCUGCCCAGCUUAACGGCACCUGGCACCGUCGGAAUACUUCCGUAGGGACACCGUUUUGGAUGGCUCCUGAGGUGAUUGCGUGUGAACAGCAACUGGAUACUACUUAUGAUGCCAGAUGUGACACAUGGUCUUUGGGGAUCACAGCUAUUGAGCUGGGAGAUGGGGAUCCCCCACUUGCUGACCUCCAUCCCAUGCGAGCUCUCUUCAAAAUACCCAGAAACCCACCCCCCCAACUAAGACAGCCAGAAAUAUGGUCUGCAGAAUUCAAUGAUUUCAUUAGCAGGUGCUUGACUAAAGAUUAUGAAAAGCGUCCAACAGUGUCAGAACUUUUACAGCAUAAAUUUAUUACUCAGAUUGAUGGAAAAAAUAUGAUGUUACAAAAACAACUCAUGGACUUCAUUAACCUUCAUCAAUACAUGGGAGGCACAGAAAAAGCCAGACAUGAACGCCUUCAUACCAAGAAAAGUGCCUUCAAUAGAUCUCUGAUUUCCAGUCUAAAGGAUGUAGAUGAUUUGGCAACUCUAGAAAUUUUAGAUGAGAAUACAGUCUCGGAACAACUUGAGAAAUGUUAUUUCAGAGAUCAGAUUUAUAUCUAUGUGGGAGAUAUUCUCAUUGCUCUUAAUCCUUUUCAAAAUCUUGGUCUUUAUUCUACAGAGCAUUCCAAACUAUACAUUGGAUCAAAGAGAACUGCCAAUCCUCCUCACAUUUUUGCAGUAGCUGACAUAGGAUAUCAGUCUAUGGUCACAUAUAAUUCGGAUCAGUGUAUUGUUAUUUCUGGGGAAAGUGGUGCUGGGAAGACGGAAAGUGCUCAUCUUUUAGUUCAGCAGCUGACAGUACUUGGAAAGGCUAAUAACAAAACCUUACAAGAGAAGAUAUUACAGGUGAACAAUUUGGUGGAAGCUUUUGGCAAUGCCUGCACUAUUAUAAAUGACAAUUCCAGCCGAUUUGGAAAAUACUUAGAAAUAAAAUUUACUUCUUCUGGAUCUGUAGUGAGAGCUCAAAUUUAUGAGUACCUUCUAGAGAAAUCCCGAGUUAUUUAUCAAGCCAUUGGAGAAAAAAAUUUCCAUAUAUUUUACUACAUCUAUGCUGGAUUAGCUGAGAAGAAGAAACUAGCUCAUUAUAAAUUACCUGAAAAUAAGCCUCCCAGGUAUCUACAAACUGGCUACCUCAGAACAAUACAGGACAUGAUAAAUAAUAGUUAUUAUAAAUCCCAGUAUGAUUUAGUUGAGCAGUGUUUCAAAGUCAUAGGUUUUACAAUGGAGCAACUUGGAAGUGUAUACAGUGUCCUAGCUGCCAUCUUGAAUGUUGGAAAUAUUGAGUUUUCUUCUGUGGUAACUGAACACCAGACUGACAAGAGCCACAUAUCCAAUCACUCAGCUCUAGAAAACUCUGCUUCUUUGCUUUGCAUUCAGGCAGAUGAGCUCCAUGAAGCUCUCACAUCCCAUUGUGUGGUCACUAGAGGAGAAACAAUUAUACGGCCCAAUACUGUAGAAAAAGCUACUGAUGUUAGAGAUGCAAUGGCCAAAACUUUAUACGGACGUCUCUUUAGUUGGAUAGUCAACCACAUUAACAGCCUGUUAAAAUAUAACACAUCACCAAGUGGGAAUGAUGCUGAACUGAGCAUUGGCAUUCUGGAUAUAUUUGGAUUUGAAAAUUUCAAAAAAAAUUCCUUUGAGCAGUUGUGUAUUAACAUUGCAAAUGAACAAAUCCAAUAUUAUUUCAAUCAACAUAUAUUUGCCUGGGAACAGAACGAAUACCUAAAUGAAGAAGUUGAUGCCAGAGUUAUUGAAUAUGAAGACAAUCGGCCCCUCUUAGAUAUAUUUCUGCAGAAGCCAAUGGGUUUGCUCUCCCUUCUUGAUGAAGAGAGUAGGUUUCCCAAAGCCACUGACCAGACUCUUGUAGAAAAAUUUGAAGGCAAUCUAAAAUCACAGUACUUUUGGAGACCCAAAAGAAUGGAACUUAGUUUUGGAAUUCAUCAUUUUGCAGGAAAGGUUCUCUAUAAUGCAAGUGGGUUUUUGGCUAAAAAUAGAGACACUCUCCCAACUGAUAUUGUGCUACUUUUGAGAUCAUCAGAAAACAGUGUGAUUCGACAACUGGUCAACCAGCCACUCUCCAAAGCAGGAAAUCUGCCACAUUCUAAAACUAAAAACAUUAUAAACUAUCAAAUGAAAACAUCAGAAAAAUUCACCAGUCCCAUAAAGGCUGAAGCUGGAGAAACCAUAUCUCAUGCCAGAGAGACAACCAACAUGAAAACACAAACGGCUGCAUCAUAUUUUAGAUAUUCCUUGAUGGAUUUGUUGUCUAAAAUGGUGGUGGGCCAACCUCAUUUUGUCCGUUGCAUCAAGCCAAACAAUGAUCGUCAGGCAAGAAAAUAUGACAAAGAGAAAGUUCUGCUACAACUUCGCUACACAGGAAUUUUAGAAACAGCAAGAAUUCGAAGGCUGGGAUAUUCACAUCGCAUACUUUUUGCAAACUUUAUAAAACGUUACCAGGUUCUCUGCUACAAGUGUAAUGAAGACCCCCCACUCAGUGCCAACACCUGUGCUGCCAUUUUGGAAAAGGCUGGUCUCAGUAAUUGGGCUCUUGGAAAAACCAAAGUUUUCCUUAAAUAUUAUCAUGUGGAACAAUUAAAUUUAAUGAGGAAGGAAGCCAUUGACAAGCUUAUUUUUAUUCAAGCCUGUAUUAGAGGAUUCUUGGGUUCAAGACGGUACCAAAAAUUACAAGCAAAAAGGAAAGAAAGUGCUAUACUAAUACAGUCAGCUGCAAGAGGACAUAUGGUCAGGAAACAACAGAAAGGAAUUGUUAACACGAAAAACAUAACCGUAACAACAAUUCAGAACCAGGAUCAAGAAUUUGACUAUAAGAAAAACUUUGAAAAUAAAAGGAAUUCUUUGUUGAAGAAACAGAUAGAAAGUGCAGCCUCUCCUAAGGAAAUGGCCUUCCCAGCUCCAAAUAAUAAAACAAGUGAAUCUGUGGUGAAGAUUUCGACUUUCAAAGCUGAUGGGGAAACCACUCAUGCUAUUGAGAAUAACAACAGAGUAUAUCAAACUUUGAAAAAAUUCAAUAACAUGUCAGGGAAAGAGACUCGGGCAGAUGUGAGCCCCAAACAGAAGUCUAGCCAAGAUUCAAAAGAGGAUAGUAAGGUGAGGAAAAUGGAGGAAGAAGAUACUGCUAGGCUGAAUUAUUACCAGCAUUGUCCAGAGGAAAGAAAUGUUGAAGACUCAAAAGCAGCUUAUCUGGAAAGGAAGGGCCUGUCGGAAAGAGCCAGUCUCCCUGGAUUGAGCUUAGCUGAGAGUGAGGUGAAGCCAUCUUCUGUUAAAAGAACUUUGGAACCUAGUUUUAGCCAAAGAUCAGUGUAUCAAAAUUCCAUCAGCAAAGAAAGGGCAAAGAGGACAUCCGUGGUCACCCAGGAUGUGUCACUCUGCAACCAGGACCAUAGUCACCUGAGGCAGAGGAUGGUCGCAGAGAGACAAGGGGAGCCAGUCACACCAGCCCUGGAAGAAGAUGAAGCAGCAGUGUUCAUUCAGAGCAGGUACAGGGGGUACAAAAGAAGGCAGCAGCUGAAGAGGGAGAAGAUGUCAUCUUUCAAGGAUCAAAAUACGGUCGCAGCUUCCACAGAGGUAGAAAAGAAUUCUCAUAGCCUGAUUCGCUAUUCCACAAAAUGUGAGGCUGUCCAACUCAAGCACGACAAUGGCACAAGUGCAAAUUCACAACAAGAAGUUGACUUGGCCAUUUUCUCAAAACAGAUAUCAAAGCUAUCUGAAGACUAUUUCAUUCUGCAGAAAAAACUGAAUGAAAUGAUUUUGUCACAGCAACUGAAGCCUCUUUAUCUGGGUGUAUAUCCUCACAUGCCAAUUAAUAGACGAAUUUCUUCUCCGCAGUGUCUCUCAGGUAUCGCUAAAGAAGAAGAGCCAAAAAUAUUGAGACCCCCAAGACGGCCCCGGAAGCCCAAAACAUUAAAUAACCCUGAAGAUUCCUCCUAUUACUAUCUACUGCAUAAAUCAAUCCAAGAGGAGAAACGAAGACCACGAAAAGACAGUCAAGGGAAACUAUUAGAUUUGGAAGAUUUCUAUUAUAAGAAUUUUUUGGCCUCCAGAACACAGGAACUUGACCCUAGUUUCAAAGAACAAAGUCAACAGAUAGAACACCAGGAUCAGUGUUUUAAGGCCGAAGAAAGGUGCUGGGUUGCCGACUGCUCAGAGGAGGAAACGAAUGGGCCCACAGACAACCCUUACGACUACCGGAGGCUCCUGCGCAAAACCUCUCAGCGGCGGCGCUUAGUUCAGCAAAUCUCAAAGAUCUCUUCUGGCUUGGAAACGCCUCUCCCAGACCCUGGGGAUACCCGCCCAGGGGCUAUCAGAAAGAAAAAGCUCAUUGCUUUGAACCUAAAGGCUGAGAGGAAACUUCCUCGAGGAAAAUCUCCCGCCGCUGUGGCUGAGCUGGGUGCAGCACUCUCCCCGGCUAGACUCCCAGGCCGCAGCUGGGGGGCGAGUGCGGAGGGGGGAGGGAGGAGCCACCCUCGUCUGAGCAGGAGAUCGAGCUUCGGGGCUGGGCGGUGGGACUGGGGCUGGCCCAGACGCCAGACCUUCCAGGCUCAGACCUCUCUACCUUUCCUCCCAGACCCUGGAAAUUCACUCCACUCGUGUCUGGGCCUCUGCUGCAGUCCAGGCUUCCAAAGAGUCUCCUCCGACUCCAGGCCAAUCUGCAAGGCGACCUUUGGGGAAAGGACCCUAGAAAUAGGUCAGCCUGGAGAAAGAGCAGGCGGACUAGCCCCAGGGCGUGGGUCUUUCCCCUUUUUCCAGGAAGGGCCCUGGGAAGCUUUUAGCCAGCCGGGCUCCCUCCCCUAUCCCGGUCGGGGCUGCCUCCUUUGUGAACUAAUGACUAACCUUUAUGUUUUCGAGAACACAUUCGAGGUAGAAAACUUUCGCAUUGCUGGCCUGCUGGCUCGAAGAACAACCGUUGCAAGAUUUGAUGUGGAUUUAAACAAAGAAGCGUUUUCUCAGACUCAACUACGCCGCGGGAGCCUGAGCUGCGAAGAUGCUGUCUGUAGAGAAGCGAAUCUGCACGCCACAAUGGUUACCGGGGUGCACCGGAGCGUCAGAAUCAGGCUCGAUUGGGGUCCGUUGUGCCCCCCAAUUACCGGUAUUUUCCUAGAACCGGCACUAAACCAGCCCUACAACUAG